Messenger RNA from Physella acuta, 1330 nucleotides. Its product is annotated as dimethylaniline monooxygenase [N-oxide-forming] 2. Gene Ontology annotation, molecular function: N,N-dimethylaniline monooxygenase activity; flavin adenine dinucleotide binding; NADP binding. NCBI's taxonomy places the organism in Eukaryota, Metazoa, Mollusca, Gastropoda, Physidae. The record is from RefSeq and is a predicted model, not a curated record.
UGCUGGAAUGUCUGGACUUGUUGCCAUUAAAGAAUGCCUUAAUGAAGGGUUCAAGGUCACAUGCUACGAACUGGACUCGGACGUAGGUGGUAUCUGGAGUGAUAAACGAAACGUUAAACACCCAAACACCCCACAAAUAUGGGAGAAUCUCAUAACAAACUCCAGUAAAUAUUUGACAACUUUCAGCGACUAUCCACCCUUAGCAGAAGACACACCGUUUCUUCGUGGUCAAAUUUGCAAGACACGUGACCACAAGAAAACUGGCCAAUGGGAGGUGUUUUCAUGUCCUACUAGCCGGUGUAGUUCUGAUGACGUCAGUACUGAAAGUAAAUCUAAAAUCAUAGAUUUGCAAAAAUGCAAACAACGGAUGUUUGAUUUCGUACUAAUUUGUAAUGGAUUUUUUAAAAUUCCAGUGUACCCAUCCAUCCCAGGUCUGGAAACGUUUGCAGGGACUGUUCAACAUUCUUUUCACUACACAGACGGCUCUCAAUUUAAGAACAAAAAUGUUCUUGUUGUAGGCAAUUCAUUUUCAGCGGGAGACAUCAGCUUUGAUAUUUCUACUCAAGCAAAACAGGUGCACAUAUCACUGCGUCAGGGUACCUGGAUAGUACCUCGAAUACUCUCAGGUGGCAGGCCAUUGGAUAUCUGCAAGAGACGAUGCGACAUUUACUCGUGGAAUCCUGAGAAAAUUAUCAACACAAUCUUAAUCUCUGAGGCACAAAACAAGAUAGACCAUGUGACUAGUGGUAUCUGCCCAGACCAGCCUCCAUCUCUUUCUUCAUGGAUGACUGCCUUGAUGUCGGGUCAAAUAAAAACUUACGGUCAUCUUGCAAGAAUCGAUGGGUGCGAUGCUGUUUUCCAGGAUGGGACACGAGUGACGGGCCUUGAUGCGAUUGUUCUAUGCACUGGUUAUGAGCCGGAGUACUCUUUCCUUGAUCAGGAUUUGCUACAAGAAUUUGAUAAAAUGGGGCUUUAUAAAAUGGUGUUUCCGAUCGAUGAAGAGAAACACACAUUGGGAUUUAUCGGAGCUUUUGGAGGAUUUUCCUCUAUUGUACCCAUGAGUGAGUUACAGCUGCCGUGUCUAGAAUUCCAAGACACAAUAGCCAAGCUUCUGGGUGUAUUCCCUGGUUUCUGGAGACUGCUCAUCGUUGACCCAGUUCUGGCCUUCAGAUGCUGGUAUGGUCCUAUGUUCUCAGCACAGUAUCGUCUGCUUGGACCAGACAGCAACUGGAACCAAGCACGUGACAUCUGUUACACAGCUUACACAGAGGAAAAACCUAUGAUUGACUCGUAUAUCAGAUAUAAAGAUUAUAUCAUUAUCCUCAUAUAG